Molecule: messenger RNA, 1145 nt
Organism: Triticum aestivum (bread wheat)
Lineage: Eukaryota; Viridiplantae; Streptophyta; Magnoliopsida; Poales; Poaceae
Exons: 5
Coding region: 493-885 (130 amino acids)
Source: RefSeq, a predicted model, not a curated record
CCCUAGCUGGCAUCUUCCAUCCACCCCCGCCUCCUAUCUUUCUUUUGUUCUCUCCCUCCCUCCUCUCCCCCGAUCCAGAUCCCCCUCGUCCCUCUCGUCGUCCUCGGCGGCGGCAUCUGGCUGAGCCACCGGGCCGCCGCCACCGACUGCGAGCGGUUCCUGGAGCGGCCGGUCAUCGCGCUGGAGGCGCUGCUCCUGCCGCGUCUUCAUCGUCUUCUCCUUCGUCGUCACCAACCGUGUCCGGACCUCCCCCAAAGGCGAAUCGGCGAUGAGUUCCACCGGAGGCGUCGUCGGCCGCGGCAAGGCGAAGGCAACCAAGUCGGUGUCGCGGUCGUCCAAGGCCAGGCUCCAGUUCCCCGUCGGUCGCAUCGCGCGCUACCUAGGCCGCGGCAAGGCGAAGGAGACCAAGUCGGUGUCGCGGCCGUCCAAGGCCGGGCUCCAAUUCCUCGUCGGGCGCAUCGCGCGCUACCUCAAGGCCGAAAAGUGACCUCCAUGGACGAAAUCGACAAUGAGGAGGAGGACGACCAGGAUCUGCGUCCCACUGCCUCCCACUUCAACACCGACCGCCUCCUCGCUUGUUCCACCGGCUCAGUCCGCUGCUCCGGCCGCCCCCCUCUGUUUGCCCACCGGCAGAGGGUUCGGCGCUUGUUUUUCCGGCGAGCAUGCUCUGGGGCGUGUGGAGGAAGGGGAAGGGAAAGGAGUAUGGCGGGGAAGGGGAAGGCAGAGGAGGUGUACGUGGCGUCGAUCGACCAGGGCACCACCAGCACCAGGUUCAUCAUCUACGACCGCCACGCCAGCCCCGUCGCCUCCCACCACCUCGAGUUCAAGCAGCAGUACCCGGAGGCCCGGACGUCAAGUAACAGGGCUGCUUCAACAUAUUUGUAGAAGUUGCCGCUGCUGUAGGUGGAACACGAAGAAGCCCUCAUGGCUGCUGCACAUCUGAAUUGGUGUUUUGUGUCCUGGAAGAUGGAAGAGGAAGAAAACUUAUUUUUGUUGAACUAAAUUUUCUGUAUUCUGUUUUGUUGUAUGUAUCAGUUGAUAGUUUUGUAUAGGAACAAGUGAUACUAGUUUGUACGGCUUUAUGGCCUGUGAUGUAAACAUAUUUAGUGCUGAAAUAUGAAAUUAUUUGCAAAUUUUGUCGAAAA